This is a messenger RNA of Quercus lobata, 536 nucleotides long. RefSeq lists its product as uncharacterized. The transcript has 3 exons. Lineage: Eukaryota; Viridiplantae; Streptophyta; Magnoliopsida; Fagales; Fagaceae. The coding region runs from base 53 to 355 and encodes 100 amino acids. The record is from RefSeq and is a predicted model, not a curated record.
CUUUUAUAGCCUAUAAUACCAUGCCCUAGAGACAAGCCCAUGUACCAAAACGAUGGCCUCUAAGAAGUUCGUCACUUGGGGAUUUCUCUUCAUUUUGAUGUUUCUGUUGGUCUCAGAAGCGGCAUCCAGGAAAUUACUUGAGACUUCUGAGCUUGGCAAUUCAAAUAUGCAGAAAGGUCCGGUGCUUCCAUCACCACCAAAUCCCGGAACCCAUAUAGUAGGUUAUGGUUAUGAUCAAUCUAAAAAGUCAUCAACUAUAGAAGCGAAGAAACCUAGAGGCCCUGUAACUCCGACAGCACCAAAUCCUCGCGCCUUUAUACCCACACCACCUGCAGCUCCGGGUAGUCAAACUUGAGUGCUUUCUUUGCGAUCUAUCUAUCUAUAUAUAUAUAUAUAUGAUAACGUGUGAGAUAUGUGGCCCAUGAUCAAUAGAAGGAGUCAAUGAAUUCUCUGCCUCCACUACUUGGUGAUUUAUUAAUAAGCCACAACACUUUGAUGAUAUUAGGAAUUAUUAAAUAAAAAAAGAGAAUUUCGAU